AUGACCGAACAGGACCUCGCCUUCGUGCUGAACAGAUGCCCCGUCCUGGAGAAGCUCCUGAUGACCGGAUGCCGGUGGCCGGUUUGCCUCCGCACUCGGAGCCACAGCCUACGGUUGGUGGAGGUAUGCCAGUGUAUCGCACCAGAAAUCACAGUGGUGAAUGCUCCACGCCUGGAAAGGCUCUUGCUUUGGGAAGCUUGGGGUGGCGGCAGUCUCACCUACAUGUCCUCCAAGAUCAAGAUUGGCCAUGCUCCGAAGCUGCGCUUCCUGGGAUUCUUGGUGCCUGGAAUGCACCAACUGGAGAUUGGGAACACCGCCAUCAAGGCUGAGACAAAGGCAAGCCCAAACACCAUUGUCCCAAGUGUCCAGAUGCUGGCAGUUCAGGUGAAACUUGGAACCCGCAUUGAAGCUAGGAUGUUACCUAGUUUCCUCCGAUGCUUUCCCAACGUCGAGACACUCUACGUCCAGUCCGUAAACGAUGACUUCAAAUUCUGGGGACCUCAAGCAGCUGGCACUGGCAAACUAAAUCUCAAGUUCUGGAAGGAGGCAGGUUUCAUUGAAUGUGUUCAGCGGCACAUCAAGAAGGUGGUUCUCCGUGAGUUCCGAGGGACAAGAAGCGAGCUUGACUUCCUCAAGUUCAUCGCCGAGCAUGCACGAGUUCUUGAGAAGAUGGUGAUUGUGUUGACCCAUGGACAUUCCCCUUCAGAUCCGGUCGCUACCAACCUGAGGACUAGAAUGACUUCUGCAAAAUGGGCCAAUGCAUGCUGUGAGCUGAUGAUUUUUAAGACUCCAUUUGCUCAAGAAGGUACAACUUGGUGCUACCUAUCAGCAUUUAAUCUUUCUAGCACAGACCCUUUUGAUGUUUCAAAAUGUCACGAUGGGACAUGUCAAAGUCAUUAG
Messenger RNA from Miscanthus lutarioriparius, 900 nucleotides. The record is from the annotation of a GenBank genome assembly. Lineage: Eukaryota; Viridiplantae; Streptophyta; Magnoliopsida; Poales; Poaceae.